Messenger RNA from Mesocestoides corti, 777 nucleotides. The record is from the annotation of a GenBank genome assembly. NCBI's taxonomy places the organism in Eukaryota, Metazoa, Platyhelminthes, Cestoda, Cyclophyllidea, Mesocestoididae.
GUAUUGUUCCCUCUGCUUGUGUGCUUGAUAAAGUUAUACAUGAUACUUGAUUUGUGUCAUGCCAAAUCAAUUGCUAAAAGUAAAAAGGUAGCAGGUUUUUAUGGUGAAUCAAGAUUUAUUACUAAAUUGUUUUUAAGACCUGUCGAUUAUCAAAAUGAGUACUUUGCUCAUUGUUUGAAAGCGGAUUAUGCUUAUAGCGUUUAUAAUAUGUUUUGCGAUGCUGCGGAAUAUAAGUGGGCUUAUUUCUUCUUUUUUGGUUUUUCAAAUUUUAACUGGUGUUAUAUUAUCAUUUUGUAUGCUGCUGAUUCUGGUUUAAGCUCUUAUUGCUUUAUGGAUGAUACUAAUGAUUCUUUUUACCAGUUGAUGUGUUCGUUAUUGACAUACAUGGGAGGUUACUGUGUUGUUUGUACUUCUUUUUAUUUAUAUGGGUCGCGCUUUGUGUUAUAUCAGUUAAAGAAAUAUUGGUGUGUCAAAUGUCUGUUUAACGUUUUAUAUUGUUGGUGGUUCUUCUGUCACACUGUGACGCUUGCUCGUGUUUUUCAGCACACGUUUGGGUUGAUUUGCUAUACUAGAUUUGAUGAUUAUUCAUCUUCUUUUAUUUACAUCGUAGAGGCUCUGAAAAGCCUUUGUGUAUUAGUCAAGGAUUUUAUGUGUUUAAUGUUUGUUUGUAUGUCUUCUGUUUUUCGUUUGUUUUAUUUUCCUGAGGAUGUUUUGGGUGUUGAACGUUUUUUAAAAGCUGGUUAUUUAAAAACACCAAUAACUAUUAAGUCUGAGUGA